CUCUGUAGCGCCGGGGAGUCAAUCUGCAAAACAAGCGAACCGUUCACACGGAAAAAGAGCGCCGUCGUCACAGAGCUGUCGCACAGGCGUCGCCGCCACACCUGGAUAGAUUGUGCAACGGAAUCAUUCUCCCUCCGGUUCUCAGAAUCCGAUGGACCGAUUCGUUCUUACGCAUUGCCGCUGGAAAUAUCUACCUGUGCCUUCCCGAGGCUAAUAUCUUGACGUUUUGGCGAUUGCAGACCACCUGUUCGAUAAAAGGCGCCACCCAGAUCGAACGGAUAUGGCCGCGAAGACUCUGUUUAAAUGGUCGAACAAAAUCACUACAUCGCAGGUCGAGCAACUGAUACGGAACGAGAAGGACGUGCAGAAGGCACUGCGGAUAUUCGACUCCGCCACCGCCGAGUACAGCAAUGGGUACAAGCACGACUGCUCCACUUUUCAUGCAAUGAUCUCCAAGUUAGUAUCCGCGAACCAAUUCAAGGCGGCGGAGGAUAUGCUGAGCAGAAUGAAGGUGGAGAAGUGUCGAAUCACGGAAGACGUUUUUAUGUCGAUUUGCAGGGCGUAUGGUCGGGUUCACAUGCCAGAGGAAGCCAUCAGGGUUUUCCGUGCGAUGGACGGAUUCGAUUGCAUACCGACGGAGAGGUCCUUCGUCACCGUGCUCUCGGUCCUCGUGGACGAGGGCCGGGUGAAGGAGGCCAUUAGCUUUUAUGGGCAUAUGCGGGGGAUAGGCAUUCCACCUAGCGUUGUUUCUCUCAACAUUAUUAUUAAAGCUCUUUGCAAGAACAUUGAUACCGUCGACGCUGCUUUGAAGAUAUUCCGUGAGAUGCCAGGUCGCGGUUGUGUUCCUGAUUUGUAUACUUAUGGCACAAUGAUCAAUGGGUUGUGUAUGUUUGAUCGGAUAUCUGAAGCAAAGGAAUUGUUCCAAGAGAUGGAGGGAAAGGGCUGUUCACCUUCUGUUAUCACCUAUACUUGUUUGAUAAAGGGUUUGUGUCAGUCUGAGAAGGUAGAUGAGGCCAUGGGAUUGUUUGAGAAGAUGAAGACCAACGGUGUUGAGCCAAAUGUGUUUACUUACAGUUCUCUAAUGAAUGGUCUUUGUAAGAAUGGCCGAUCAAAGCAAGCCUUGGAGUUACUGGACUUGAUGUUUGGGAAACGUGUUAAGCCUAAUACGAUAAUUUAUACCACAUUGAUCACCGGGCUCUGCAAGGAAGGGAAGGUUUCAGAGGCUGUGGCGAUUCUUGACAAAAUGAAGAUGCAGGACUUGAAACCAGAUGCAGGACUUUAUGGGAAGGUUAUAAUCGAGUUAUGUGGUUUGGAAAGGUUUCAAGAGGCUGCAAACUUCCUCGAUGAGAUGGUCCUUGAAAGAAUAACGCCAAGCCGGCUUACCUGGAGCCUUCACAUCAAGAUAAAUAAUAUAGUAGUGAAAGGCCUUUGUGCAGAUGGUGACCCAAAUCGAGCAUUUAGAUUGUACUUAAGUAUGAGGACUAGAGGCAUAUCGGUUGAAGUUGAGACUUCCCAUGAGCUUCUCAAGUCUUUCUCCGAGAAAGGGGAUUUGCAAAAAGCCGAUCGCAUUGUAGAUGAUAUGGCAACUGAUGGUUGUGCUCCUGAUGAAGGAUUGUGGAACACAAUGGUGGGUGGAUUCUGGGAUCGGAGAAAGGCACGUGCAGCUUUAGAGUCGGUAUUGAAUGAUUAGAUGGGUUAUUGUCGUGAUUAGCUUUGAAUAGGGCAGGUGAGUUCUUGAUCUGUGUUGUCGUACACAUUUGUAGUCUGUAGACCAUUGAUCAACCAUAUCCAUGUCAUUGCUUUAAAUGAUAUUGCAAUGAGAUACGGAUCAAGUACAAGGUUUUCCUCAGAAUUUGAUCAUGCUGGCUUUGAAUCAACUUCUUGCCUUAUUCUUUUUACCUUUUUCUGGAUCAAAAUGAUUAUGUGGUAUUCCCUUCUCAUUUCCUUUACUAGUCAUUAUAAACUACUACCUGCCAUUUUCUAAUGCUUGGUUAGAAUUUAGGACCUAAUCAAUGUAUGCAUAGGUGCUUUCCUCACUAGUUCUGUGCGAAACCCUUAUUAGUGAAACUAUCCUAUGUGCAUGCUAUAGCAUGGUCUCCUUGAUCAAUAAAUGACCACAAAGUCGUCAACAUUGAUAUUGCUACUAUAAUGAUUAACUUGCAGGUGACAUGCUAUGUUUGAUAUAUCCUCGAAAGAGAGCUAAGAAGAAAAUCACAAAAAAUAUUUGAUGGAUCAAGUGGAAGAUUUAUUGUUAUAUCACAUAUUAGAGAGGGGAUAUCCAAUCCCAUGGCGUUUAGUGGGGAAAACUGCAAACAAAGAGCUGCAGAUCCCACUAAUUCCAAUCGGCAAUGCCGUGAGAAGCUUCUGGAUUUGAUCUGAGGGUGCUGGGCAGAAGCACUUUACCAUGUUCUUAUCAAAUAGCACAACCACCGCAAACACAAGCACGGAAAGGAAACCAUGCACAAAAUCCGUCAACCGCAUUCUGUACCUCUCCGCGAAACCCGGUGGGAUGUCGGCAGAAGUGUCGAUGGCCCGUAUGCCCCGGAAGGUGACUAUACCAUGACAAACCUUCGCACUCUUGUCCCUGAAGCUGUCAGUAAAGCACAACAGAAAACACGAUAGCCCACAGACUGCUACAAGGGUGGCGGUCAAGUACAGUCCAGUGGGGUCGCAGUUACCUUCUCUUGUGACGAUGGGUGACAGGAGUUGGAAUGCCAGAACUGUCCCUGUUGGUAAGUGCCUCGCCAGGUCGUGUGUUGUCUGACAUGUCUUGUUUACGACUUUGUGUAGUAAGGUUUUCUGCAGCGCCUCUGGAGCAGAUUCAUGGUCGAAAGAGGGGAAGUUGAUUGUCAUUUUUGAGGUUGAGUGCUCUUCCCUUCGUAUAUGCCCCUCGUAAGUGAGAACUAAUGAGAUUGGUGCAGUCUCUGGGCCAUGGUAACACCUCUUUAUAGGCAUACAAGCUGCAGAAGUGAAGGGGGAAACCAUUAGGGACAUAGAGAUGAGGAUGACUUGUGAGGAAUAGACAUUUUGAUUAGGCGAAAUUAGUACCUGAAUUCUGCAGUCAGAAUUUAGUAUGCCAGAUCAUUUUUAGCUCUAAUUAGAAUAGUUUGGUAAGUGCUUCGGUUUUUGGGUGCCUACUUCCCAUUACUUCUGGUUAUUCAUGUGCAGAGUUUAAAGUAGUUUUAGAGCAACCUUGUGAUGAAAAGGAAAUGUGCGGAGUUCUUCUGUUAAUAAACUCUUGAAGUAUUG
Molecule: messenger RNA, 3249 nt
Organism: Linum trigynum
Lineage: Eukaryota; Viridiplantae; Streptophyta; Magnoliopsida; Malpighiales; Linaceae
Source: the annotation of a GenBank genome assembly